AUGAAGACUUCGAUUCCGUCAGACGUAUGGGAGAAGAAGAAAGCCUUGAUUGCCAAGCUGUACAAAGAGGAAGAAUGGCCUCUCAAACAAGUCAUCAAGAAGAUCCGCUCAGACAACUUCAACCCAAGCGAAACUCAGCUUCGGAGCAGACUGAAGAAGUGGCGCGUCACAAAGCCAUCUCGGCAAACACGGAAGAAGUCUCCCGAUGGCCAGCUCAAAACCACCGACGGCGACAGUGGAAUCGAUGGAGCAUCUCCAAAGACACAGACAUCAUCUGUCUCUCCCAGGACUCCAUUGCAUGCUAACCAGCAGCCCGCUGUGAGAGCCUUUCCAGCUACAGAGCCUGAGUGGUAUAUGAGCCACGGGGUAUACGCGCCAUCACAGGGAGCUUCAGGUCCAAUUUUCGUCGAUGAUCAGACUAUGUCCACUACCUGGCCUCUACUGGCUGGCCAACAACCAUCACCAAGCCCGUCGGAUCAUCAUACCUCUCACAAUGGCUCUCCCGUAGCUAUGUCAGGCUCCAAUGCUUUCCAUCAGCGCCACAUCUCGCCGGGGAUGGACACAGUAUUUGUCAACGCGACAUCCACAAUGACGCAUGCUUUUAGCGGCACCCCAUUUUCCGUCACCACUGAAUCUUGCAUGCCGGAGCAAGUGUCUACAACGGCGGCAACAGCACCUAUUCAGUGGACCGUCCCUCAUUGGUACCCACUGCCUCCGGGAGCCAUUUCUCAACCUCCGCCAGUUCACUUUUAUCCUCCUGCUCCUCCAAGCCCUCCGUCGACGAGUCCCGUGGACCCUGCAAUGCAAGCACCGCACUCACAGGUUGACUUCUCCGUAUAUUCGCCCAACUAUUCUGGCCCUUCUCAACAUCAGGUGUCCGAAAACUUCGACGGAGUCAAGUCAUGGAAACGGGUUAUGUCGCUUCAAUAUACGCCUGACACAACGGCGCUUAAUUCAGGAGCCGAACGACCUGAGGUUGCAAAUUAUGCUGACAGGAAGGCGUCGCUACCCUCAAAGAUGUCAAGCCAUCAUUCCAAUGGACUCAUGACUCCGCCGUCACAAUUCUUCCCUCAUGAGCAAAACCCUAUGAUGUGUGGACCAAUGUAUUCCUACCCUGGCCCAGAUCCUCUUCUACACAGGCCACCGAGCAUUGAGUUCUAG
Molecule: messenger RNA, 1161 nt
Organism: Aspergillus fischeri NRRL 181
Lineage: Eukaryota; Fungi; Ascomycota; Eurotiomycetes; Eurotiales; Aspergillaceae
Product: Clr5 domain-containing protein
Exons: 2
Coding region: 1-1161 (386 amino acids)
Source: RefSeq, a predicted model, not a curated record